AAAGUAACGCGGACAGCUCGUUUCACAAAAGAGAAAAAACAAAGAACGUUCGGCUCAAAAUGCGACGCGUCAUCAGCGGGACUCGAACCUGAGACGGACACACACAUGGAGCCGGGGGGGGCGACAACCAGCGGACCGACCACACAACAACAACAACACAACAACACCAACAACAAACAACAGCUGACUGUGCACAUCUGACCCAGGUGGUCUGAUUUUCUCCGUGGCGUCUGGGUGGAGCGUGCCACCCCCCCACUCCACAACAACGACGGCUUUUGCCUGCAUCCUCCAGUGUUUCUUCUGCCAGCACGUCCAGCAGAGCUGCAACUCGUCCAGCGCCAGCCCGGACGCCAGCGAGGAGCCCGGCCCCACGGACAUGGUGAAGAUGACCAAGUCCAAGACCUUCCAGGCGUACCUGCCCAGCUGCCACCGCACCUACAGCUGCAUCCACUGCCGGGCUCACCUGGCCAAUCACGACGAGCUCAUCUCCAAGUCAUUUCAAGGCAGCCAAGGACGAGCCUACCUGUUCAACUCAGUGGUGAAUGUGGGCUGCGGGCCAGCUGAGGAGCGGGUUCUCCUCACGGGUCUACACGCCGUGGCCGACAUCUACUGUGAAAACUGUAAAACCACGCUGGGCUGGAAAUACGAGCACGCCUUCGAGAGCAGUCAGAAGUACAAGGAGGGGAAGUUCAUCAUCGAGCUGGCUCACAUGAUCAAGGACAACGGGUGGGAGUGACGAGGCCACGCCCCCUUUUCUCUGACCUUGGGAUUAUCUUUACUGAACUGCGUGGAGCGAUAACGUCCUCCCAUCACUCCGCCCCCCCGACCACC
Limanda limanda (common dab) is the source of this 831-nucleotide messenger RNA. It is a transcript of the gene ypel1, whose product is annotated as yippee-like 1. NCBI's taxonomy places the organism in Eukaryota, Metazoa, Chordata, Actinopteri, Pleuronectiformes, Pleuronectidae. The transcript is spliced from 5 exons. The coding region runs from base 377 to 736 and encodes 119 amino acids. The record is from RefSeq and is a predicted model, not a curated record.